AUGUCGGAAAAUUCUGAUUAUGUUUUCUUAUUUUCUGAAUCUAACGCAACACACUUUCAAGAUUAUACUGGUUCACAACCACCAAGUUAUGAAGAAGCAAUUAAUGGUUCAUUAGACCCCACCAGUGUAACUAUUAACCCUUUACUUAAUCCCAGCAACAACGGGAGAAGUGUUAAUGACGGUCCAACUAGACAGCAAACAUCUGAUGAACAUUUACCACCUCCGCCUGAAUACAAUCUUUCUGAUGCUAAAUUUAAGAGAACUUCUGAAGGUGUUACCACAUGUGAACCAAAGCUGAAUAGAGAGCCAGAAUCAUUAUAUAGAUUCAUGCUUGCACAUAACGAUAAGCCUAACAUGGCUAUAAAGAUACAUGGUUAUCAUUAUGAGACAAGACAUUAUACCUAUACUUACACUGAUGCAAAUGGUAAUAUUCAAUAUGGAACUCGUAGUGAAACUUAUGUGGUUACGGAUUUUUUGAUUACAAUAGAUUUAUCUGAAUAUGUUUUACCAAAUGGAACAAUUCAUGCAAUUCCAAAUAAAAAAAAUCCAGAUCCUCAAAUAAUGGACAUUGUCAAUGAAUACAUUAAUCAUGAAAACAAACUAAAAGAAUUUAUUAUGAAAAAAACAGUAUUAUGGGACUAUCAAUCUUUGACAAAAGCAAUAUCAACGUCAAUUCGUCUACAUGGAUUUCAUAGAUUUUUGGAAAUAACUUAUCCACUUCAAAAUCAUAAAGUAAAAGUUCAAUCGGAUCAUAAAUUUGCAAAAUUUACCAGAAACACUUUUACACAAGUUUUAUGUGUUGUCACCUGUGUUUGUAUAGUUUUUUGGCCUUUGUUCUGGUUAUAUAAAAAAUCAUUUAAAAACCAAAUUAGAAGUGAUUUUUGUAUGUCCAUAUCAACAAGAGAUUGGUAUGAUAAACACAUAUAUUAUAUCCUUGGCGAAAUCAGAAAUCAAUAA
Entrophospora candida is the source of this 957-nucleotide messenger RNA. NCBI's taxonomy places the organism in Eukaryota, Fungi, Glomeromycota, Glomeromycetes, Entrophosporales, Entrophosporaceae. The record is from the annotation of a GenBank genome assembly.